GCCACUCGCCUCUUCUCCUAAGGUACCGUCUCUUAUUCCACAGCAACUGUGCCAGCCUUCCACCACCGCGCGAGUGUCGCCGGCUUCCUACUGUGAAACCACCACCACUCCUCACGGCGUCACUACCUCCCAUCACACCACAACUCCUACCGCGCGCCACCUUCGAGCUCGCCAUCACAUCCACAGCGACACUAAAUCCCACCACGCCAAGCAACGUCUACAGCGCUGCAUUAAUUUCCGACAAGCAACGGUCAUCGCUCAGCCGCCAUUGACUUUGAACAUUCCGUUGUGAGCAUUGACAAUAAUGGAAUCGAUAGUGAAAAAGUUUCGGUCAAAAUUCCUAAAAGUUAGGGAAGAGAUAAAUCGAUGGGACGAACUUCAAUCUUGCUUAAUUUCACAGUUUAGGAACGCUUCCCAUAUUGUCGAUAGGUUACAGUUGCUUCAAAAUUCCAACAAUCAUGGUGUUCUAAAUUGUGUCAGUGGCAUGAGAGGUGCUCUUUUGGAGAAGCAAAUUGAAUCGCUCAGCAACAUUUUGGUUUCCAUGCGAAAGACUUUGGAAGAGUUUCGUUGUAUUGCCUUAUCUCUUGACAAAAUUCACCGAGACAGUAGACAACUAGUGAACGGCGGUUCUUCUCACCUGAAUAAGAAACAACUGCAGCAACAAGUUGGCAUGAAACCUAGUCUUAUUUAUUGCCUUGAUAGCCUGAUGUUUAUACAUGAGAUAUACAACUCUGAAUAUUUAUUAAAAUCAUCAGUGAUCUCUGCGCUAUCAGAAAUGGCUUUAAAACCCAGUGUUAGUGAUCUUGGUGCACUUCAGCAACUCUUGGUUGAUCAACCCAAUAUCCAAACUGAGGAAGUUCAAUUUGUAUUUGAUAUGAUAUUUGCCGAAGAACUGAGUUGAUGAUCCUUCUCUCUACUAUGGAUGUUGACUAGGAACUGGGUUAUGCAUCAGUUUUUUUUUUUUUUUUAUUUUAUCUUUAUUUAAAUACUUUUUGACAAUAUACUGUCAUAUUUGGACUUCCAGUUUUCUUUGAAUUGAUUAGGAUUUUAAAUUUUAGAAACUAAUAUAACAUUAGGAUUUGGGUUAAAUAUCGUUUCCAAAUAUAAGGAAGCAAAAGGAAACAGUCUUUUUUGGGAUUAAAAGAAAGUAUUUGUAUAUUUAGAUUGACUGAAAAUAUAUGUAAUCCUUGAAUUUUUUAUA
Vigna unguiculata (cowpea) is the source of this 1201-nucleotide messenger RNA. RefSeq names its product Pentatricopeptide repeat (PPR) superfamily protein. NCBI's taxonomy places the organism in Eukaryota, Viridiplantae, Streptophyta, Magnoliopsida, Fabales, Fabaceae. The record is from RefSeq and is a predicted model, not a curated record.